Aphis gossypii (cotton aphid) is the source of this 1161-nucleotide messenger RNA. RefSeq lists its product as uncharacterized. NCBI's taxonomy places the organism in Eukaryota, Metazoa, Arthropoda, Insecta, Hemiptera, Aphididae. The transcript is spliced from 2 exons. The record is from RefSeq and is a predicted model, not a curated record. Bases 1 to 1161 code for a protein of 386 amino acids.
AUGGAUGAAAUGUAUUUGGACGUAGCUGGCGGAUAUGAAGAAGAUUGCAAAAUAACUCAAAUGCAGUACCACUCUUUCCUUCCGUAUUCGACUACAGCUUUAUCCUAUAACGAUGAAAUUAGAAUAUCUAUUCAAAAUAUGGACGCUUACACUUUACCUUGCGAGAGCUAUCUUUACAUUGAAGGUAAAUUAAAUAUACCUGCAGAUAUUACAGCAGAGAAGGGUGAAUUCAACUUUACAAAUAAUGGCUUAGCAUUUUUAUUUUCUGAAAUCCGAUAUGAAAUUAACGGAGUGGAAAUACAAAAAUUAAAAUCUCCUGGAAUAUCUUCGAGUCUUAAAGGUUUUUGCUCGCACACUCCGAGUGAAUUGAACAAUCUACAAAAUGCCGCUUGGGACGUAGAUAUGGAUGUCAGUGAAAAUAAACAUUUCAUGUUAAACAACAAAUUCGCUGGUUGUAUCCCGCUCAAACACUUGUUUGGAUUUUGUGAAGAUUAUAAAAAAAUACUACUCAACUGUAAUCAACAAAUAAUUUUAAACAGAUCAUCUACAGAUUUUGAUGCGUUAGUUAGUGAUAAAGAAAAAAUAAAACUGUUAAAAGUAUUACACUCUCGUAAACCAGUUGCAUGUGCGUUCAGAAGUUGGGACUUGUGCGAGUACCCAGUUCUCCCUCAGAACACUUCUCAUUCGUGGACGGUAAAAUCAAGAAGUUUGUUCGAGAAACCUAGAUUUGCAUUAAUCGGACUUCAAACCGAUCGAAAAAAUAAUUUAUUUAAUCCAUCAGGACGAUUCGAUCACUGCUAUUUGAAAAACUUAAAAGUACAUUUAAACUCUGAAGUAUAUCCAUAUGAAGAUUUUCGUGCAGAUUUUACAAACAAUGUUACGGCUAUAUUGUACAAGGCAUAUGCUGAAUUCCAGAAAUCGUACUACGAGAGAGAGUAUAGUGACCCUUUACUUCCUAAAAAUAUUUUUCAACAAUUUGUACCAAUCGUAGUCGUGGAUUUAUCACGACAGAAUGACAACGUAAAAUCAUCGACUGUAGAUUUACGAAUUGAAUUCGAAACAGACAAGGCCAUUCCAGCAAAAACCGCAGCUUAUUGUCUCAUUUUACACGAUCAAAUUAUAACUUAUAACCCAUUUAAUGGUGAUGUAAGGAAAUUGUAA